ACGCUGUCAUCUACCGCGCACCGUUAUCCGGGCCAAGUUGUCAUCUACGUUUCAUCUUCUCCAGCAGACAACCGUGUUUUUCCCAACCGUACACGGCGGGCCUCGGUGACACUUAGGUGCGGGACAAACGCUCAAGACACUUCCUCUAUUUUUCCAGAGCGGAGAAGCAGCUUUUAUCGAGGAAUUUUCUCUGCAAUUACAAGAAGGCGCAAGAGAUGAAGUUGGACAGGGGUUGGAUGUGGUGCAUGCUGCUCCUGUCCUACCUGGCUGUGGCAGCCGUGGCGUGCCAGGAGAAGCAGCUGGAGGGUGAUGUUUCAGACGUCAGUGAAGAUAUGGGCCUGGAUGAGGAGGAAUUAAAGGUUUUGAUGGCAGAAGAGGACGAGGAGGAUCAGGAGGAGGAGGCGACGGUGAUGGAUGAAGACCACUCUGAUGAGACAGACACAGCAAGUGGGAAGGCUGGAACAGAUGCAAAUGUCUCCUUCCAGGUAACAUACAAGACUCCUGUUCCCACUGGAGAUGUCUACUUUGCAGAGACGUUUGAUGAUGGAUCACUGGACAGAUGGCAGCUGUCAAAGACAGUGAAGGGGGAUGCAGAUGACGAAAUCGCCAAAUAUGACGGGAAGUGGGCUGUGGAGCAGCUGAAGGAGAACAAAAUUCCAGGAGACCAGGGACUGGUGCUCAAGUCCAGGGCCAAACACCACGCAAUCGCCGCAAUGAUGGACAAACCCUUUGUGUUCCAGGAUGAACCUCUGGUCGUACAGUAUGAGGUGAAUUUCCAGGAUGGUAUCGACUGUGGUGGGGCGUACAUCAAACUGCUGUCAGAUACUGACGAUCUCACUCUGGAGCAAUUCCAAGACCGUACACCCUACACCAUCAUGUUUGGACCAGACAAGUGUGGCGAGGACUACAAGCUGCACUUCAUCUUUCGCCACCAGAAUCCCCUGAACAAAGACUUGGAGGAGAAGCAUGCCAAGAGGGCCGACGUCGACCUCAAGAAGUUUUACACUGACAAGAAGACUCACCUGUACACUUUGGUCCUGAACCCAGACAACAGCUACGAGAUGUUCAUUGACCAGUCCAGCGUGAGCCGCGGCAGCCUGCUGCAUGACGUGAUCCCUCCAGUCAACCCACCCAAAGAGAUCGAUGACCCAAAUGACUCCAAGCCCGAGGACUGGGACGAGAGGGCCAAGAUUCCUGACCCUGAGGCCGUCAAGCCUGAUGACUGGGAUGAAGAUGCUCCAGCGAAGAUUGAGGACCCCGACGCUCUGAAGCCAGAGGGCUGGCUGGACGACGAACCGGAGUUUGUCCCAGACCCUAACGCUGAAAAACCAGAAGACUGGGACGAGGAGAUGGAUGGAGAGUGGGAAGCCCCGCAGAUUCCCAACCCAGCCUGUGAGACGGCCCCUGGCUGUGGGGAGUGGAAACGGCCCAAGAUCAACAACCCUCAGUACAAGGGCAAGUGGAAAGCCCCUCUGGUGGACAAUCCCAACUAUCAGGGAGUCUGGAAGCCACGGAAGACCAUUAACCCGGACUAUUUUGAGGACCUGCAGCCGUUCAGGAUGACACCUUUCAAGGCUGUGGGCUUGGAGUUGUGGUCCAUGACCUCAGAUAUCUACUUUGACAACUUCAUUAUCACCUCUCACAAGGAGGUGGCUGACCGCUGGGCCGCUGACAGCUGGGGGCUGAAGAAACUGGUGGCCAGCGCUAACGAGCCGGGGAUUUUUGCUCAGCUGAUGAUAGCAGCAGAAGAACGACCGUGGCUCUGGGUGAUCUACAUACUGACAGUCGGUCUGCCUGUAGGCCUGGCUGUGCUCUUCUGCUGGCCAAAGAAAUCAGAUGACGACUACGUGUACAAGAAAGUGGAUCUUCCCCGGGCUGAUGUAGAAGAGGAAGAGGGGGAUGAAGAAGAAGAGAAGGCAGCAGCAGAUGAGGAAGACAAAGCAGCUGAGGCUACAGAAGGCACACCAGCUGGAGCAACAGAAGAAGCUGAGGAGGAAGAGGAGGAGGAGGAAGAGGAGGAGGACGGAGCCGAUGCGGGAGAUGACAAUCUAGAGGGGGAUGAUGACGAGGAGGAAGAGGAAGAGGGGGAGGAUGAAGAGGAGGAGGGAGAAGAGGAAAGCAAAGCUCCUGAGAGAACAUUAGAAGAUGAGCCGAAGGAAGGAGGAGACGUCGCCAAAGAGAGCCACAAACAAGCUGUGAGAAAGAGGAGGGUACGGAAAGACUGAAGAGCUGAACCCCACGCCUACUGUCUCCUUUCUCCCCCGAUGCGGAGGAGGUGGAAGGGCCGACUUUGCUGCUGCUCCCCCCCACUCCGAGCAGAGCAGCACGUAUUUCCUCCAAACCACCUGGUAGCCUGCAGUCACCCCGGCUGCCCCAUCCACGUCUCCUCAAUCUUGCAGCAACACUCAUCACAGGUCCGCAGUCACCCAAACCACCCCCCUACAUCAACCCCACUCUCCUCCCGUCUGUCCCUCCCCGCUCAAUGAACUACCAAAUGAAUCCCCUGGAGAUUUUGUGCAUUUAGCCGGUUUCCCUCCUCCUCCAUCCUGAGCUUCCACACUUCCUCCAUCCUUCUUCUCUCCUCUAAGCCACGGCUGUGAAAAUGCCUGUCAGCCUAAAAAAUCCCUGCCUCUUCCACCUCUGUUCCUGUUCACCCCGUCUCCGCUGUCAGUCUUCUCUCUGAAUAUUUGCCAUCACAGAUCUACCAGUCAGAUCUACUCCUCUGAGAGUGAAGGCAGCAGAGAGCGUCUGCGCUAGUGUCAACUCCAGGCGUUCAUAACAUUUUACAGCAUAUUAUAGGGGCCACAUCUCAGAAGUUAAGCCUUUUAUUCUCUUAGUUUUAAAGAACGUGUUCGAGGAGACAGUUUGACAAAGUUCCUUCCUUGUUUGAAAUUGUUUGGGUUUCGAGAACAGGCCAGGAGGAGAGGACGCCAGGCUGCGAGGUGAUGCUGUUUGACGUGUUACUGCGGUGGCAGGACAUUUCAGCUUACACGUCGCCUCAGCUUAGGUUGAAGUUUACCUCUUUAAAAAGUGGAUGUUCUGUUUAGAGUUUAGGUAGUUUGUAAGGAGAAUCAGUUCCUUUUUGGGUGUUUUUUACUAAGUUAUAGCAAUUUAAGAAUUGAGGAUUAGCACUGAUAACCCUAUUAAUUGGUUUGUUUUACGCCAGUAUGAAAGAUUUAAUCAUGCAGUGUUUUGAGUGACUUCAAGCAGUUUUCUUAAAUAUAAGCCCCAGAUAUGCUUAUUCUGAAUCUAAAUCUGUUUAUUACACUUAGUAAAGUUUAUGAUCAAAACACUGACUGUCAGCGCUUGCAGCAAAAAUGGUAACUUUGAAAGCCUUGGUCAUUUGUUGUCAAUAAGACUGACUAGAUGUGUGGGUUUCUGCGGGGUAAUAAACCAGUCAGUACACAGCAGUGCUUUCCUAGAACAUGUAGACUAGCUGGAAAGACAUGGAUGCUAAUUUAUUUGUUUUAUAUUAUUGUCUCAAGCUUUUGUAGUUCAUGUUCUUGCCAGAUGCUGGCAGAUAUCACCGUUUACAUUUGUUUGCAAGUUGUACAUUGCUCUUGAAAAUAAAACAAUUUAAUAAAAAAAAAACAUUUGUUAGAA
Messenger RNA from Micropterus salmoides (largemouth bass), 3603 nucleotides. RefSeq names its product calmegin (gene clgn). Gene Ontology annotation, biological process: protein folding. The transcript is spliced from 15 exons. Bases 216 to 2225 code for a protein of 669 amino acids. Lineage: Eukaryota; Metazoa; Chordata; Actinopteri; Centrarchiformes; Centrarchidae. The record is from RefSeq and is a predicted model, not a curated record. Gene Ontology annotation, molecular function: calcium ion binding. Gene Ontology annotation, cellular component: endoplasmic reticulum membrane; endoplasmic reticulum.